Messenger RNA from Lineus longissimus, 3555 nucleotides. Its product is annotated as E3 ubiquitin-protein ligase UHRF1-like. The transcript is spliced from 15 exons. Gene Ontology annotation, molecular function: ubiquitin protein ligase activity; protein binding. Bases 63 to 2606 code for a protein of 847 amino acids. NCBI's taxonomy places the organism in Eukaryota, Metazoa, Nemertea, Pilidiophora, Heteronemertea, Lineidae. The record is from RefSeq and is a predicted model, not a curated record. Gene Ontology annotation, biological process: protein ubiquitination; negative regulation of gene expression via chromosomal CpG island methylation.
UCUUGUGUUUACUUCGUGAACACUCCGAUUUUUCGUCGACAGGCACCAAAGAAAGCCGAAAUAUGUGGAUCCAAGUGCGAUCUAUGGACGGCAAAACGUCCCAUUGUGUAAAGGACCUGUCUAAGCUGACAAAAAUAGAAGAACUACGUGAAAAAUUAGAAGAACUGUUUGAUGCCAGUGCCAAUCGUCAGAGGUUGUUUUACCGUGGUAAACAACUUGAGGAUGGCCACUCCUUGUAUGACUACAGUGUGGUGCAGAAUGAUAUUGUUCAGCUGCUUGUCCGGCCCGUUCCUAAACCUGUUGAGAAGGAAGAGGUGGAGCAUUGUAAGGUGAAUGGCGACGUCAGUAGUGGAGAUGAGGGCGCGUCAGAUAAAGAAAAUCAGGAGCCACUUCCUGGCAACAGUCAAGAUAGUGGAGUCGUGGAUGAUGACAGUACUUACAAGGUUGGCGAUAUAGUUGAUGUGAGAGACGACCAGAUGGGAGCUUGGUUCGAAGCAAUGAUCGUCAAAGUCGAAAAAGCCCAACUUUCUGAUGAAGACAUUCAAGAACCUGACAGUGAAAAUAUGAAAAUUGAAAACAAGCCCAAGAUUGAAAAAGAUGAGGCCAUUGAUGAAAAUUGCAACACAAAAUUGACAGAAAAUAAAGAAGUCAAGGAGACGACGUCUGCUUUGACUGAUAAACAAAACAAAGAGACAAUUGAUGUUGAAAUGAUGGAAACUACCUCAGGCAUUGGCUGUGAUGUAACCGAUGGUGUCAAGCCGAAGGUGAUGGCGACCAUCUUGGAUGAUGAAACUACUGUAAAAGACGAUGGGUAUAGAUACCAUGUUAAAUUUGAAGGCUAUGAAAACGAUGAUCCAGUGGCUGAUACUGUGAAAAGUAUUCGACCUCGAGCCAGCGUUAACAUCCCCUUUAAGGAGGUCAAGGUUGGAGACAAGGUCAUGGUCAACUAUAAUUACGAUGCGCCUAAAGCGCGUGGUUAUUGGUAUGACUGUAUUGUGACAGAGAAACGAGACACACGAACUAUCAAGGAGUUGUAUGCUACUAUUUUCCUGGGCCCGGACCUAGCACCCCUGGAGAACUGCCAGAUUUUGUACAUCGAUGAAAUAAUGGCCAUCGGCAAACCUGGUGCCCAGUUAAACAUGAGCCAAGUGGAGAGUGGAGUGGUUUCAAGUCCUACCAAGAGAACGAACAAACCCGAAUGUGACCAUUGCCAAGACAACCCUCGACGGAAAUGUAAAUUCUGCUCGUGUGCCAUCUGUGGUGGGAAGAAUGAUCCAGAGAAGCAGAUUAUGUGCGAUGAGUGUGAUGCAGCGUAUCAUAUCGGCUGUCUGACUCCACCGCUAGAGGCGAUUCCAGAUGUGGAGGAAUGGUAUUGUCCUGAAUGUAAGAAUGACGACACAGAGGUGGUCCGAGCUGGUGAGAAGUUAAAGGAGAGUAAAAAGAAGGCAAAGAUGGCGUCCGCUACCACGUCAUCUAGUCGAGAUUGGGGCAAGGGAAUGGCGUGCGUCGGACGAACAAAAAUGUGCACAAUCGUGCCACCGAAUCAUUUCGGACCGAUUCCUGGAGUGGAAGUGGGUACGGCCUGGAAAUUCAGAGUGCAGUGCAGUGAAGCUGGAGUGCACCGGCCUCACGUUGCCGGUAUCCAUGGCCGAGAAGAAGAAGGUGCUUACUCCAUAGUGCUAUCUGGAGGCUAUGAGGAUGACCACGAUAAUGGGGACAACUUCACGUACACAGGCAGCGGUGGCCGGGACUUGUCCGGCAACAAACGAACCGCAGAACAAUCAUGUGAUCAAUUGUUAACAAGAAUGAAUGCUGCUCUUGCCAAAUGCUGCAACGCCAAGUUUGACAAGAAAAAUGGUGGAGAAGCAGAGGAGUGGAAGGGCGGGAAACCGGUGCGAGUCGUCCGGAAUGUCAAAGGAAGGAAACAUUCCAAAUAUGCGCCAGUAGAUGGAAACAGAUAUGACGGCAUUUACAAGAUUACACGCUACUGGCCUGAGAAGGGCAAGUCUGGCUACUUGGUGUGGCGAUACGAACUGCGGCGGGAUGACCCAUCCCCGGCACCUUGGACAAAGGAGGGGAAGAAGCGUAUCGCCCAGUUAGGACUAACCAUGCAGUACCCUGAUGGUUAUCUUGAAGCCCAGGCUGAGAAGGAAAAGGAGAAAGACAACAAGGGAAAGGGUAAAGGCAAGAGAAAAAGGGGCGAAGACGAAGAAUCGGACAAGGAAGACAUCUCCCCGAAGAAGAAGAGUAAGGUCGCUGCCUACAAGGUCGAUGCAGAGGUUGCCAAACUGAUCAAGGAUGAUACGGAGAAUAAGAAACUCUGGGAUGAUGCGAUGACUCAUGUCAAGGAAGGCGCCCAGAAAUUCCUGGCGAAUGUUGAAGAGAUCUUCCUCUGUAUUUGCUGUCAGGAUAUCGUCUUCAAGCCAGUUACGGUCAAAUGCUCUCACAAUAUCUGCAAGCAAUGCUUGUCCCGAUCAUUCAAGGCAGAAGUCUACUCAUGCCCCGCAUGCCGUGAAGAACUGGGAAAGGAUUACAGUUUGGCUACAAACGCGACCCUUGGCAAAAUCCUAAACAGACUAUUCCCUGGCUAUGAGAACGGACGAUGAGUGAAGAAAAUGGGGCUUUUCAACUCAAUGGGCAGUUGGAAAAAUUUGUUUAAACUUUUAACAGAACCAGGUGCAUUUAAUUUCUAUUGGACUUCAGUCCAGAUUGUGCUUUUAAUGGGAUGAAUUCUGGCUUAGAUACUGUAACUCCCUACAUGUUGUUGAUGUAGCUCUCCAUAAUGUUUAUGAGCUACAUGUAUUGAUAUCCUGUGAAGUCAUCAUGUUUUAUGUCAAGCCUGCUGAGCAGCCUCUAUGUUGUAAAUAUGUGUAGUUUGCACUGACAUCGUCACAUGAUGCAUUGUUUGAGAUUAUCAAAUUGUACAUAAUGGCUUACGUGUGGCCUACAUGGAUUAUAUAUCAUUCCCAAUCCAGUUUUCAUGAUUCUAUCAAAAUCUAGUGGCUUAAGUUAGCAGGUUUCGGGACACUGUGUAACAUGUCCUUUCAAUGUAAUUAUCACACCAUGCAUGGAUUUUAGUCUGGUUAUGGUUAUAUUUGUGAAGUCAAUUUGAAGAGAUAUUUUAAGUCUGUUGGGCUGAGCUUUUUGGCAGACUAGGUGGACUGGAGAUACUUAAAAACAAUCGUGGAAAGUAGGGUAAUGUUACAACAAUAUAUCGUGUUUCUUUAUUUUACUCGAAUAUACUCUUACAUGUAUAAUCUUCAUGAUAGCAGUUAGGCCCAUCUGUAUAUUGUGCGAUAUGAAGCAUUUCAGAUUAAGAAAUAUAUGCAUUUAGAAAUAUCAAUGAGGAGAAAUCCAAAGUGAAAUCUCAUCCCAAAGACACUGCCAAUAUUUCAUGUAUUGGAACUCCCUCUCAACCCAUGAGAGACACUGUUUAUAUUAGAACUUAUCAUAUUCUUUCAUUUAUCAACACUCAUUUUUUAUUGCAUUUUCAUGUAAAGUUCACAAAUGAAUUUUGUACAUAUUUGUCCGACAUCUUUUAAAAGUUGCAUCCAA